Messenger RNA from Paralichthys olivaceus (Japanese flounder), 4007 nucleotides. The record is from RefSeq and is a predicted model, not a curated record. NCBI's taxonomy places the organism in Eukaryota, Metazoa, Chordata, Actinopteri, Pleuronectiformes, Paralichthyidae.
CCUCUCGCUCACCAGACAAAAAUGAGGCUCGUCGACUUCCGACUUCCUCCUUCCCAUGAAGAGCAAGUCGAAGCUACUGCUGCAAUGGAGAAGCUAAUUUCGUUGUGGCUGAAAUGUGUCAUUUUGUGCAGCACCGUCGAGGCCGUGUUUGAGGAUCAAGUGGGGAAAUUUGACUGGAGGCAACAGUAUGUAGGCAAAGUUCGUUUUUCCCACUACGACACACACGUGCAGUCGUCCAAAAAAGUCAUUCUGGCAACAGAGAACAACGUCUUUGCUGCACUCAACACCAGGACUGGAGAAAUAUUUUGGCGACAUGUGGAUAAGACGGGGCCAGAGGGAAACAUUGACGCUUACCUGCAGCAUGGACAAGAUGCGGUGCUGGUCGUAGGCAACGGCCGUCUGCUGCGCUCCUGGGACAUAGAUGUCGGUGGUUUGAAUUGGGAGGUUGUGCUUGACUCUGGCAGUUUCCAGUCAGCGUGUUUAGUUGGACAACAUGACACAGUGAAACAUGUGGCUGUCUUGAAGAAAACUGCCAUCUCUUUCCAUUACCUCUUCAAUGGCCAUCAAAAAUGGAUAGAGAAUCUUCCUGAAAGUGAAACCGUGGAUUACCAGGCUGUGUAUUCUGGUGGAAAUGGUGAAGUUUAUGCACUGGGAAUCGUUUCCCAUUCCCACAUUACUAUUGUUGCUUACAGUGUGGAAGAUGGAGAGAUUAUCAAACAGAUCUCAGUUGAAGCUCCAUGGCUGUCCAACAUACAGGCCAGCUGUGCAGUGGUUGGCCAGGGGAUGUUGACAUGUGUGGACUCUGCAACUGUGUCCUUGUACAUGCUUGACUUACAUGUACAAUCACAGAUGACCCAGAUCCCCCUGCAGACACUGGGACUUGAAGCUGCCCCUGGAUUCCAUCCAGCACUUGUGUCCACUCAGCCCAACCCAGCUCGUCCACCACUGUCAGAGUUCUUCCUCCAGCUCGGACCUGAACACCACCUGCUCCUUCAGCUCAACAAUGGUCAGAUAGUUACGCUGAGGGAUUUUAAGCCAGCAAUGCUGGUUUCAUUUACUACCACUGGAGAGAAGACUGUUGCUGCUGUCAUGUCACCCAAGAAUAAAACUGCUUGCAGUCUUAACCUCUUCAGUGCAGAAACAGGACGCAGACUUCUAGACACAACAGUGAUUUUUAAUUUGGAUCCUGAUGGUGGGAAACCAGAGAAGCUUUAUGUGCAGGCAUUUCUCAAGAAAGAUGACUCAGUUGGCUACAGGGUCAUGGUGCAGACAGAGGACCACACACUCACUUUCGUACAACAGCCAGGGCGUGUAAUAUGGAUAAGAGAAGAGGCACUGUCAGAUGUGGUGACAAUGGAAAUGGUGGAUCUGCCCCUCACAGGAACGCAGGCAGAGCUCGAGGGAGAGUUCGGUAAAAAGGCCGCCAUUCAAGAUGGAUUGUUGUCCAUGGUGCUGAAGAGGCUCUCCUCUCAGUUCAUCUUGCUGCAGGCCUGGGUAACCCACCUCUGGAAGCUGUUCUAUGACGCGCGGAAGCCUCGCAGUCAGGUUAAAAAUGAUGUGACCAUCGAGAACCUCUCAAGAGAUGAGUUCAACCUGCAGAAGAUGAUGGUUAUGGUUACUGCAUCUGGGAAACUCUUUGGGAUUGACAGCAAGACUGGCAGUAUUUUAUGGAGGCACUACCUGGACAACAUCCCCCCCAAUGCCGCCUUUAAACUAAUGGUGCAGCGGACCACUGCUCACUUUCCUCAUCCCCCACAGUGCACACUGCUCAUCAAAGACAAGGACACAGGGCUGGCAACAUUUCAUGUAUUUAACCCCAUCUUUGGAAAGAAGAGUCACAUCACUCCACCCACUCUGCCUCAGCCAAUACUUCAGUCUCUCAUUCUGCCGCUCAUGGACCAGGAUUAUGCAAAGGUUUUACUGCUGGUUGAUGACCAGUACAAGGUGUCUGCCUUUCCUUCGACAAAGAAUGUACUGCAGCAGCUCCAGGACAUGGCCUCAUCCAUAUUCUUUUACCUUGUUGACUCCAGUCAGGGAAGACUUUCUGGUUACAGGCUACGAACGGAUUUGUCCACUGAACUGAUCUGGGAGGUCUUCGUUCCAACCGAGGUGCAGAGGAUCGUCUCUAUCAAAGGGAAGAGGCCCAAUGAGCAUGUGCACUCCCAGGGCAGAGUAAUGGGAGACCGUAGCGUCCUGUAUAAGUACUUGAAUCCCAAUCUCCUGGCGGUGGUAACUGAGAGCACAGACUUGCAUCAGGAGCGCAGCUUUGUCGAGAUCAUGUUGAUCGAUGGCGUCACUGGUCGCAUCUUCCACCAGGCUGUUCAGAGAAAGGCCAAAGGACCAGUGCAUGUUGUACACUCUGAAAACUGGGUGGUGUACGAAUACUGGAGCACCAAGUCUCGCAGGAACGAGUUCUCUGUAAUUGAGCUGUAUGAAGGAAUGGAGCUGUACAACAGCACCGUGUUCAGCUCACUGGAUCGACCACAUGCUCCUCAAGUACUUCAGCAGUCUUACAUUUUCCCCUCCUCCAUUUCUACCAUGGAGGCCACUCUGACUGAAAAGGGCAUCACCAGCCGACAUCUGCUCAUUGGUUUGCCAUCUGGAGGGAUUUUGUCAUUACCCAAGAUGUUCCUUGACCCUCGUAGGCCAGAAAUAGUGUCUGAGCAAAUCCGAGAAGAGAAUCUGAUACCGUACGCACCAGAGUUGCUGAUCCGUACUGAGUGGUUCAUCAACUACAAUCAGACUGUGUCAAGAGUGCGAGGAAUUCACACUGCCCCCUCUGGGCUUGAGUCGACCUGCCUGGUGGUGGCAUAUGGUCUCGACAUCUAUCAGACACGUGUUUAUCCCUCGAAGCAGUUUGACGUGCUAAAAGACGACUACGACUACAUGUUGAUCAGCAGCGUGCUCUUCGCUCUUUUCUUCGCCACCAUGAUCAGCAAACGCCUGGCCGAAGUCAAACUGCUCAACCGGGCCUGGCGGUAAAGUGACCGUCAAAAGUCUCAUCUCUGACAAGCCCAGAGGCUGCACAGAGGACCUCAGCCCAAGGAGAUGAGGUAGCUCAGGCCGUGCCUGUAGAAGAACCAAGGUCCAAGUUCAAUAAGGCCCAUAAGCAACUGCAGGGGUGAGGGGACGGCAGGGUGGGGGUGACGAGAGGGGUUAGAAAAUGUUUUAUGUGUUUAUUUUUUAACUUAUUUUGCAACCACAAGGAAUAAUUUCAUAAUAGAAUAAUCGUUUUUGUGCCAUGUCGAUUUGAUGACAUUUUUUAACACCUAACUAAUUACAAAUGAAUGCAACAUUGUUGGAUCUAUUAAAUCAUGGAAAGUCCAACACUGAUUUUUUUGUGUUUAAAUUCUCCGGGACCAAGAUGGGACAAAACCUUUUUUAGAUGAAUUUAUUAACAAUGAAUAGGCUGGAAAAAAAACAGAACAGGUGGCUGUUUUUUUACAAUGCUGUUUUUCCCUAACUUGGACCUGGAGAAUAUAGACACUGCCUUUUUCUCGGAGGCAGAGGACUCAGCUGAACUUUAGUGCAGGAGAAGGGAACCCGUCUCCUGUUGUGAACAUAUGUAAACAUCAGACAGUUUAGCAAUGAUGAAUUUUUUCCCCAAAUUUGUUUUGUCAUGUUUCUGCUUUGUUAGACAGCUCUAAUGGAGAGUGAUAAUAAAUGUUGAGAUCAGGUAAAAGAAGGCGUGCAACACGUGAGCAUGAUUUGGUUCAAUGCCAUAGUUAUAUGGUUUAUACCUUUGGCCUGCUGAGAUAUCUUAAUGCCCUUUGUUUUGAUGGCAAAUGAACUGUGAAUAUUAUAUUAUUUCUCCUGAAGACACUCCCACCAAAGAUGGUGACAAAAAAUGUCACACUGUCUACACCAUCACGUGGCUGAUAAAGGAAAAUGAUCGACAGUAAAUUUUAUUUAAUGUUAUGUGUAUCAGUCAUCCACCAGCUCAUGUUUCUGAGCAGUGUUCAAUCUGCUGUUGUUGAUGCUCCAUUAAAAUUAGUUUCAGAUCUCCA